UAUCUCAACUACAAUAGAUUAACAAAUAAUUUUUCUCAUUUUCUCACUUACUGUGUAUUUUUUUUUAAGAAAACAAGAAUUUUAAAACAUUCCAGUAUCUAAUCUGCUUUUCUUGUCACAAAUUCAGUCUGAGGUUCUGAAAGACACUGUGUGGAUAAAUUAAAAUUUAUUUUUUUGAACUUUUAAAAUGUUUUAAAACCAUUUAUGAUGGCAAAUACAAUUUAUUUGAUAUAUAUCUGCAAUAUAAUUGUUGUGCAUGUUCAUUCAUAUAUUAAUUAUUCAAAUAUUUCUAAUUUUUGAUUUUUUAGUCCCCCUUUGGAUACUUUUGGAUCUAUCACUGUGACAUGUGGUGUGAUAUUAGAACUUUUAUUGUUAUGGAAAUUAAGAAGAUGCUACUUAUGCAAAGAUGGUCAAUAGAAAAUUUUAAUAUUGGAAUUAUAAAGAAGAAAUCAACAUGAACAUUUAAAACUGUGAAAAAACUAUAUAUAUUUUUUGAUGUCUUGAGAUAAUGGAUUCAGACAUUUCUGAAAAUCUAGAUAACAGUUGUGAUAUAAAUAUUUCAAACAGCUUUGUAUUCAAAGCAAAAGGACCUCAUGAUACUCCUAGACCAUGGGUAUGUAAAUUAUGCCAAUUUCCAUUUAAAUUCAAAGGAAAUUUGUUAGAACAUAUGCGCUUUUUUCAUCUGAAAGGAAAAGUUCCUUGUAAUUAUUGUGAGAAAACAUUUCCCACAUCAAAUCAUUUACGUAAGCAUAUGAAGGAGCAUGCUUUUCAAAGAAAUAGAUGUCCUCAUUGUGGAACAAAACUUGAUGACAUAAAUUGUACAUAUGACGUACACCUUAACUUUUGCAAACGCCGCCCAAAAGUUCCAUUACGUAGUUGUGAAGGAAUGAAAGUAACUGCUACCAAUGGUAUAUCAUCAAAACGUAAAAAGAUUAUAAAUAAUAAUCAUAUUCAUUCUUGGCAAUGUAUUGAAUGCAACAUUCAGUUUAUGGAUAAAGAAUCAUUCAAUAAACAUGAAUGUCUUUCAGCUGCAUCACCUUCUAAAUCAUCUAAAUUAGAUAUUGCAUCUAAUAUUUCAGAAAACAUUCCAACUAUGGAUGAAAUUCUCUCAGUUAAUUUAUCAAAUAUAGAAUCAAGUAAUCCAAUAAGUCCAGAAUCAUUAAGUUCUGUUGAAUCUAGUAUUCAGAUAAAUACAUCAAAUUCAUCAAAUGACUCAUCAAAUACUCCAAAGUCAGAUAUAAUUUUCUCAAUUAAUUCAGCAAAUGAAGAAACACACAAUCAUUUGAAUUCUGAUUUAUCUAAUUCUACUGAUUCUAGUAUUCAUUUAAAUACAUCUAACUGUUCUAAACUUGCUAAUAUUCUUUCUGAUAAUUCUAAGAAUUCAGAUGAACCAAUUCAUCCAUUAUCUGAUAUUUCAAAAUUAGAUUCUAAUAAUAUAUCAAAUGUCAAUGAAAAUAUUUCAAUAAAUCCAAUUAAUUGUGAAAAAUUCUCAGAAAAUUCUCCAAAACCAAGUAUUUCUACAAGUAUCUCACAGUCAUUAACUUUAGUCAAUACUCUUGCAGUUAAUUCAACAAUUUCAAAUUUAAGUACUACUUGUUCAUCCUCUGAAACUUCAAAAUUAGAUUCUGUAAAAUCUGACAAUGUUGUGAAUAUAACUAGUCCUGUAACAAUACCAAGUUCUUUAAUUGCACAUUCUGUUUCCACUAGAGAUUUGGCUAAAACGAGUUUUUCAGAGUCAUCUAAUCAUUCUUCACUUGAAAUUAAACUUUGCAAUUCAACAAACUUGAAUAAUUCUGGUACAGAGAAAACAACAAUUACUAAGAGAUAUAAGGAGACACCUUCAAAUACAACAAAUUUAUGUAAUGAAAUUUCAGUAUCAAGUAUAAAUACUUCUAAUUCUUCAAAAUUUGAUAAUGGUUUGUUUACAGAUGAAUUAUCAAAUGUAAAAACGAAUAUUUCAUUACCAAAUAUAGCAUCUAAUUUUUCAGGACUAAAUAUUCUCCCAUUAAAUUCAACAGUUUCAAAUUUAAACACUGAAAUGCCAAAUCUAUCAACUACUGCCUAUUCUAGAUUUGAUGUUGAUACAAUAACUCAAGAUUCGUCAAAGGUUAAUACUAGUACACCUAUAACAGAUACAAUAACUAGUUCUUCAGGAUAUAAUUCUUUGCUAAAUAUUAAUUCUGUAAAUUCAAAUUGGGAAUCGCUUGGUCUUUCUAUGGCAGGUUCAUUUACGUCUAAUUCCCCAAGAUUUAUGUCAUCAUCUACUGAAUCACCAAACUCAAAUAUUCUUCUAAAUGGAAUUCCAAAUUGUUCUAGAGUUUUUGAUUCAUCAAAUACAAUGAAUUCAAAUUUAAACAUUAGUAAUCCUGGAACAAAUACAGUUUAUAAUUCUUCAAGAUUUGAUAAUAGAUCAAAUGAUUUUUCAACUUCUUUUGUACCUACAGCUGGAAUGACACAACCAAAUUUGAGUCUUUCACCUAAAAGUUCAAGUUUGCUAGCUUUGGCAAAUUUCUGCAAUCAGAAGCAGCUCAAUACAAAAGACAGUGUUUAUUCUUCACAUUUGAGAACAUUUACAAGAGCCAUUGAUUCAGUAUCUCAUAAUAAAGAAAUUUUAUCAAGAACUACAAAUUUUAAUAUUCCAUCAAUUAAUCAUAGAAAUAAUUCCUCAAUUCCUAAUUUAUAUAAUAAUGAACUGAAUUUUGCACCUCCUGUUUUUAAUUCUUAUAUGUUUCCAUCAUCUGGAAUAAGGAUGACACCACCUGUGAAUUUUCCUCAAAAUGUUCCAAACUUUUUUAAUCCUAUGUUAAGCCCUCUAAGGCCACCAACACAAUGCUUUCCAUAUGUAAGAAAUUCUGUUGAGAAUAUAAGUUGUAAUCCAAGGAAUUCAAUUGAAAAUAUAUCAUGUAAUUCUAUUAAUGCAUCAUUUAUUCCAAGAUUACAUCCAUAUCAAUUAAAUAAAACAAAUUCUGCCAACAUCCAUUGUAUUGAAUGUCAAUAUCCAUUUUGUCUCAGUCAGUUAAAAUCUCGUGAGAUACCUUAUCGAUGUCCUUAUUGUUCAAUGGUGUUUAAAAAGAUAGAAUGUUUAAAUAAUCAUGUAGCAUCUGUACAUGUGACAAAAACAUACCAAAAUAUAAAUUCUCCCACUAUAUUUAAUAGAAAUUACAAUAUUUUAUGUUGUGAAUACUGCAAGAAUAAUUUCUGUGAUCAAAAAUCACUCAUUGCUCACAUCCAACAGUGUCCAUUAAAGAAAUGUGAUAAUUUAGAAAUAAAAAGUACAUGGGUUUGUAAUAAUUGUAACAAAUAUUUUACUUCAAAAUUAUUACUUUUAGAUCAUAGUGCAUCUUGCAAAAUUUCUGUAAUGCAAAUAAAACCUCAAGCUUAUAUUGAAAAACCUCAAACUGCAAGUAUAUCAUCAGAACAGGAUAAACAGGAAAAUAAUGAAAGACAAAAUUCUUUUACUAAUAUUAGUCAUGAUAAAUCAGUUGUUUCUCCAUUAGAACAUAAUUUAUCUAAGUCUCAAAACAUGAGCUGCAUAACUUGUGGACAUACUAUCUAUGGUAAAGGAAAACUUUGUGUAUUUUGUUGGUUGAAAUUUGCACUGAGUCAAGAUUUUAAGAAAUUAAUGAAUAGUGAUCUAACACUUGCAUUUACAUCACAAAGCAUACUUUAUAAACCUAUUAGUUCAAAAACUUUUCAAUCUGAUAUUGAAGUUUCAACAGAAAUUGCUUGCUGUGAUAAAUUAAAAUUAAAAUGUUACUUUUGUGCAUGCCACUUCUCUAAUAUUCCUAGUUUUGAAGCACAUUUAGAUGAUUGCUGUAAAAAUAAAGGGUCUGAAAACAUAGGUGUAAUAUGUUGUUAUUGCUUAAAUAUUUUUACAGAGGUAUCAGCUUAUACAGAUCAUGCUAAAAAUUGCAAAAAUUAUUUAGCUAAUAAAUUAUCAUCAGAAAAUACCUCAAAUAAUAUAAUGAGGCUUAAUGAGAAAGUAGAUUUACAACAAUCUUUACCUGAUAAGAAGAUUUGGGAAUGCAAUAAAUGCAAUAAAGUUUUUACUACUAUACCAUUAUUUAAUGCACAUCUUCCAUUGUGUAAAAUUGAUAAACUUAAUGAUAUAAAGAAUAAAGUUAAAAGGCUUAAUAAUAAUGUAGAUGAACAAUUAUUAAAAUUUCCUGCCAAAGUCAGUUCAAAAACAUUUCCUCUUUCAAAGUGUUUUGAAAAGAAAAUGUCUUCAGUUAAGUUAUAUUGUCCACGAUGUGGACUUUGUUUUGAUAGCAAACAAAAAUUGAAGUUCCAUCCAUGCAAACAAAUUUUGAAGCAUAUGACCUCAUGUUCUGUGCAUUUAGAGCCUUUGACAGGCAGUAAAAUAAUGUUAAUGGCCCAAUUACUGUGUAAAAAUGGUCAUUCUAAACGAAUAGGUACACAAAAGAAACAUUGUCUUUCAUAUCGGCAAAGAUAUAAUGAAAUAUUUUCGUCAUCUAAAAUUCUAGUUAAUAAUUCUACAAACACACAAAAAAAUUGUGAAUUUAGUGAAAAUUUAUCCAAAAGUAAUUCAAAUAAAAAAAGGAUUAUUGAUGAUGAAAAUUUAUUAAUUAAUGUAUUUUCUGAUUAUGAAAAGAAAUUUCAUAAGCUUACACAAUUUCAUACAACAAUAUAUUCUCAUAAAUUUGUUUGUAUAUGUGGUCAAGUAAGGCCUUAUCUUCAAGCAUCAAUUCAUAUGAAAAUUCAUAAAUGUAGUAAAAAUCAUCAAAUGAAAUUCUUGAAACCUCUUUGGCCAAGUGAAUUCAAAAAAUAUAACAAUUUAACUUGUUUUUCGUGUAAAAAUUGCAAGAACAUUUUUCAAAAUGUUGAAUUUUUCACAGGUCAUUUAACUUUUUCAUAUGCAUGUAGGACGUUUUACAGACAAAUGGCCAAAAAGAGGAAAAAACUGAAAAAACCAGUAAAAAGUAAAAUUAUUCAUAAACCAAAUAAUGUAAAUAUUUGUCAUAAUUCUUUUUCAGAAAUAUGUACAUCUAAACACAAUGAACAAAGUGAAGAAAAAAUAUAUCAGUUAUCUGAUAAAUCUAGUGUAGAAACUUGUAAGAUGGUGGUACAUAAUAAUAUAGUUAAAAAAGAAUCUUCCUUAAAUGAACCAAUUCCUAGUUUAUCUUCUAUAGAGUUUGCAGAUAAAAUUGCUAAGUGCAUAAAAGAAAUGUCUUCCAGGAGUAUUGCACAAGAAAAACAAAAAAAACAAGAAUCUUUGAAGAGCACUUUAGACUCUAAGAACAAAAUUGUUAAACUAUCAAACUGUGAUGGUUGGAUGGUUGAAUUUGAUUCUGCUACUGGAGACUGGAGAUACAAUACGGUAUUAAAGUACAUUUGUGCAACUUGUUAUAAAUCUUUACUUUCCAAAACAAGUUUAAUUGAUCAUUUGAAAAAAGAGCACAAUAUACAUGGUGUUAUAAAACUUUCAGUCAUAAAGAAACAAAAGUCCAGUGAUAGUGUUUCUAAUGAAUGCAAAGAGAAGAAAGAUUAUUCUGUAAAUAUUGAACCAAUUGAACGUUCCUCAUGGUCUCCUAUCAUCACAAAUACGUUUUCACUCAGUUUAUCAAGUUUUGAAUGUCAAGUUUUGAAUAAUGGUAAGAAAAAUAACUGAAUUAACAACAGUUUGCCAGAGAAUUUGCAGCUAUGAGAUAUUUCAUGUAUGUUUUUGAUGUAGAAUUAGAAUUUUUAAUUAUAAACCAAAACAAUUAGAAAUGAUAUUAAACUGUACAGUUUGUGAAUAUUUGUAUAUUUUGUGAUACACAACACAUGAUAAACCAGAUCUCAAAUUCAGGUAUUAUUUCAUUUCAUAUUAUUGUGAAAAUAAAAUUUGUGUAAU
Molecule: messenger RNA, 5854 nt
Organism: Centruroides sculpturatus (bark scorpion)
Lineage: Eukaryota; Metazoa; Arthropoda; Arachnida; Scorpiones; Buthidae
Exons: 3
Coding region: 509-5629 (1706 amino acids)
Source: RefSeq, a predicted model, not a curated record